Messenger RNA from Leptonychotes weddellii (Weddell seal), 1476 nucleotides. RefSeq names its product SPEM family member 2 (gene SPEM2). The record is from RefSeq and is a predicted model, not a curated record. Lineage: Eukaryota; Metazoa; Chordata; Mammalia; Carnivora; Phocidae.
AUGGAAAACCAGCUUUGGUACGACAACGUGGGGUGCUGCAAUCAACACCAGGAACACCUCCAGGAUCCGGAAGACAUACUGCUUCUGCUGCUGGGCCUCGUAGUUCUCGUCAACAUCGGGAUCAACGUGGUAACUGUGAUGUGGCAUGGUCUCCAGAAUGCCUUAGACAAGAUGCUCUGUUGGAUUAAUCAGAAAAGUGAAACCUUGCAGGCUUGUGAAGUUUCCACCAAAGAUCCCCCCGCCAAGGCCCGAGACGUCCACAUCCACUGCACCCUGGAGCCCGUGGAAGUGAAGCUGGCCCGGCCCGCCUGCUACCCCUCGUCCUCCUGCCGCCGACUGGGCAACCCCCGCCCCCGCCGCCGCGGCCCCCACCAGCGCCUCAGCCACUGCCGUCCCUGCAGCCACCAGUGGGGGCUGAAGAACCAGAGGCACUUCCCCCACAACCCCUCAGCCUUCCGUAGCCCCCGUCGCGGCCGCAAGAUGUCGCAGCUGCCGGGGGUGUCCCCCUUUGACCAGGAGGACCUGGACUCCGACGUGGAGCAGGAGGAGGACCUGGCCUUCCCACUCCCCAAGUACCCACGGGGCGGCUGGGGCAGGCUUUACCCGCAGAUGGGCCUGCCCUCCAGCCUGGGGCUGUGGGGCCGCCAGGGUGGGAUCCUGGCCAGCCUGCCGCCACCCUCUCUCUACCUGUCACCCGAGCUGCGCCGCAUGCCCAAGCGCGUGGAGGCCAAGUCGGAGCUGAGGCUGCAGUCCUACAGGCCCCACUGCUCCCAGUCCCGAAUCUGGGGCACUAUGGAGGCGGAGCAGUGGGCCUCGUCUCUGCCCGCUCUCCGCCGGCUGCCCCCGAAUCCCUCCUGGGUCCCCGCGGGGUACGACCCUUACCCGUCGAGCGGCCAGCUGCUCUAUGACUCCUGGGAUCAGCGGUGGCGCAGCCUGGAGGGCUCUGAGCCUCCGCCCACGCUGGUGUCCCGGGGGUCCCCCCAGGCGCACCCACGGAACCUCCCCGGCCACGGCCACGGCCACGGCCACGGCCACGCUUACAGCCAGCCCACCCGCAGCCCGCACCCAUCCACGGGCCACCUGAGCUACAGCCCCCGGGAACCCCACGAGGUCCGGCGCCGGGCCGCCGAAUGGGCUGAGGCCCUGCCCGCCCGGCACCCUCUGACGGCCUCCACCUCCCUCACCAUGCUGGGCGAGACCUCCUACCAGCGGGCCCCGGCCCCCAGCUCGGCCCUGCUCCCCCAUCCCAACCAGCCCCUGCCCGAAGUCCAGGCUCCCGAGGUCCCCCAGCCCCAGCCCACCUUUCUGCCGCUCAGCAGGAACCCCCGGGGCACCGCCGGCUACCAGGUCUAUGACAGCCUGGAGCUGAAGCGGCAGGUGCAGGAGAGCCGAGCGCGGGCCACCUCCCUGCCCCCGCCGUCCACCUCUGCCUCGCGGCCCUCGGUGCCCAGGAGCCCGACCGGGAAGCUGCACUGA